Molecule: messenger RNA, 303 nt
Organism: Glarea lozoyensis ATCC 20868
Lineage: Eukaryota; Fungi; Ascomycota; Leotiomycetes; Helotiales; Helotiaceae
Exons: 1
Coding region: 1-303 (100 amino acids)
Source: RefSeq, a predicted model, not a curated record
AUGUCGGUGUGUCGCAUCACACCUUCCUGGGACGAGCUAGUGGACCACAACUGGCGGGCGACCGAUCAAACUGUAGACGGGAAACACAGCCAGAUUCAGAGAUUGCAACGAGUUCCUCCAACAUUGAGAAAUAAUAAUGCCAUCUUCGCAUCUUCCUCAGCAGUAGAAACUCGUCAAUCGUCAACCUACCCUCCAGUUUACAAUGCUCUUCCUCCUCCCUUGCACGCAGCCAAGAUACCAAGCCGGCCACCUCACCACAAACGCCGAAAAGUUACGACCCCAGUCGAGGAGAUCGCUGGCUGA